Molecule: messenger RNA, 234 nt
Organism: Dovyalis caffra
Lineage: Eukaryota; Viridiplantae; Streptophyta; Magnoliopsida; Malpighiales; Salicaceae
Source: the annotation of a GenBank genome assembly
AUGGCUAGAAAUAAAGCGUAUGUAGUAUUUAGGGGUAGAGCUCCCGAGGUUUAUCUUUCAUGGGAAGAUUGUGAAGCCCAAGUGAUUGGUUUUCCUGGAACUCUAUAUCGGGGUUUCAAAAAUCAUUUUGAAGCCGAGAAAUCUUGGCUUGUUUCACGACAUCCAAAUACCAACUAUAAAUUUAUCGAAGCAAAACUCCAGGAAAUCAUCAACAUGGGGCCUCUUGAAGACUAA